AUGGACGACUGUUUGCUACAUGACUUACCUAUCAAAGAGAUUUCAGCUUUGUCUGUCACUGGAUCCAUUGGCAGACAAGUAGUUCAGGAUUUCAAGGGACAUGCGUAUCAGAUUGAAUUGUUUCUUUGUCCUUUCAUGACUAUGUCACAAUACAAAACUUUCCGUGUUCUUCAAGCAUUGACAGGGCUACUUAUUUCCGGAUCUGCGGCCCUUCAAUUCCUUGACCGUGUUCGAUAUCCAGGCACCAACUUGAAUUUAUAUGUAAAUCAGCAAUUCAAUGUCCAGGUUCAUGCAUUUCUGGUGAAAAUCGGAUACAAUUUUCUCUCCUCUGAUGGUAACGCUUUCCAUAAACACAACUUCAAGAUAGACGCUCUUGCGGCAGAUAUUAGGGCACGUUUCCAACAAAUUUACCGACGCCAACCUUGUUGUGACCCUGCGAUUCUCACAGUUUUCUGUUACAACAACGUGGAUGGUAUGAAGAUCGAUGUGACAAUGACAUUGUUCAGUCCCUUUCAAGCAAUUGUGGGUUUACUGAAUAUAUGUACAAUGAAUGUCAUUUCGUAUGUGCACGCCAUCUCUCUCUAUCCCAAAGCGACAUUUGUGGAUCGGGUCACUUGUCAAACAGAAUCUUAUGACAUCGCUGUCACGUCUGAAUGUAUCAAAUAUAAUGAAAGAGGAUGGAAUUCUAUUUCUCAAAUGAGAGCUCUCCUCUGCCCAGAGUUCCAAAGAGAGCGUCGUGUGGGAGAUCAAUAUUCCUGGGUGCUCCCUCUCAGGCAUGAAGACUUUCCUCCCAUUGCGCUGUCUUUGGAUAUGGUCUUCACUCAUGGGUGGAGAUAUAAUUCAAGACCAGAUUCUCCUUGUAUGUUUGAAUGGCGCUUGUUAAACCGUAGUGGAAGCGUAACCGACAUUGGCUUUUCUGGAGAUUGGUAUGUCUGUCGAAUACUUAAUGCGUAUCUCCAAGAAGAGGACACAUCUGAUGAGACAUGGUAA
Messenger RNA from Desarmillaria tabescens, 990 nucleotides. RefSeq lists its product as uncharacterized. The record is from RefSeq and is a predicted model, not a curated record. The transcript is spliced from 2 exons. NCBI's taxonomy places the organism in Eukaryota, Fungi, Basidiomycota, Agaricomycetes, Agaricales, Physalacriaceae. The coding region runs from base 1 to 990 and encodes 329 amino acids.